Molecule: messenger RNA, 6026 nt
Organism: Megalops cyprinoides (Indo-Pacific tarpon)
Lineage: Eukaryota; Metazoa; Chordata; Actinopteri; Elopiformes; Megalopidae
Gene: kcnt1
Product: potassium channel, subfamily T, member 1
Exons: 32
Coding region: 222-3845 (1207 amino acids)
Biological process (GO): potassium ion transport
Cellular component (GO): membrane
Molecular function (GO): intracellular sodium-activated potassium channel activity
Source: RefSeq, a predicted model, not a curated record
GCAAUGAAGACUGCAAGGAAGGCGUCUGAGUAUGAGGACUGUUCCACUGCCAGUGUCAUGCAGGGAUGCGCGAUAUGAGAAGAAGAGGAGAGGGGGGAAGAAAGGCUGGUAGUGGCUUACUAUACGGGUUGCGGUGCAGUAUAUGUUGAACUCGGUAUAUGUUGAACUAGCGCGCGUUGACGGCAAGAGACAGUUACAGCUAAUAACUUGAAGUCAGAGGGAUGGCCGGAGCAAAGCUGACGCCGUCACCCUCUGAAAUAAACCCAGACGUCAUGAAAACUGUGACACAGGGGGCUCCAGAACCGACCUGGGUUAAUCCGACGAUGCCUACCUGGAGGCUGGACUCUUUCGGCAGCGAAGCUGGGCAAAGGGUGCAGGUGGAGUUCUAUGUGAAUGAGAACACUUUCAAGGAGAGGCUGAAACUAUUCUUCAUCAAAAACCAAAGAUCAAGUCUCAGAAUCCGAAUCUUCAACUUUUGCCUGAAGCUGCUGACAUGUCUCCUGUACAUUGUGCGCGUUAUGCUGGACAAUCCUGCGGAGAUCAGAUCCGAAUGUGUGGACUGCCAGCUGAAUGAGACCACAUACUCCACAGAGAUCAACUGGGAGGUGAUAUUCUGGGUGGACAGGAAGGUCUCUGUGUGGGCAAUACAGGUGAUUGUGGCCUUAAUCAGUUUCCUGGAGGCCAUGUUGCUGACAUACCUCAGCUACAAGGGGAACAUUUGGGAGCAGAUUUUCCAGGUGUCCUUUCUCCUGGAAAUGAUCACCACAGUGCCCUUCAUCAUCACAAUAUUUUGGCCUCCACUGAGAAACAUCUUCAUCCCGGUGUUUCUCAACUGCUGGCUAGCUAAGUGUGCACUGGAGAAUAUGAUUAACGAUCUUCACCGAGCCAUACAGAGGACUCACUCUGCCAUGUUCAACCAGGUCCUCAUCCUCAUCUGUACACUACUCUGCCUGGUUUUCACAGGGACAUGUGGAAUACAACAUCUUGAGAGAGCAGGGAAGAACCUCUCUCUGUUCAACUCCCUCUAUUUCUGCAUAGUCACCUUCUCCACUGUGGGUUAUGGUGAUGUCACCCCACAGAUUUGGCCCUCCCAGCUCCUAGUGGUCAUCAUGAUCUGUGUGGCUCUAGUAGUGCUCCCUCUACAGUUUGAGGAGCUGAUGUACUUGUGGAUGGAGAGGCAGAAGUCAGGCGGGAACUACAGCCGCCACCGCGCGCAGACAGAGAAGCACGUGGUGCUAUGCGUCAGCUCACUCAAGAUCGACCUGCUCAUGGACUUCUUGAACGAGUUCUAUGCUCACCCCAGACUGCAGGAUUACUAUGUGGUGAUACUCUGUCCAACGGAGAUGGACAUCCAGGUGCGCCGUGUCCUGCAGAUUCCUCUCUGGUCCCAAAGGGUCAUCUACCUGCAGGGCUCUGUUCUCAAAGACCAGGAUUUGAUGAGGGCAAAAAUGGAUGAUGCAGAGUCUUGUUUCAUCCUCAGCAGCAGGAAUGAGGUGGACCGCACAGCAGCUGACCACCAGACCAUUCUGAGGGCCUGGGCCGUGAAGGACUUCGCCCCAAACUGCCCGCUCUAUGUCCAGAUCCUCAAGCCGGAGAACAAGUUUCACGUGAAGUUUGCUGAUCAUGUGGUCUGCGAGGAGGAGUUCAAGUACGCCAUGUUGGCUUUGAACUGCGUGUGUCCAGCCACGUCCACGCUGGUCACACUGCUGGUCCACACGUCCCGCGGACAGGAGGGACAGCAGUCUCCGGAACAGUGGCAGAGGAUGUAUGGCCGUUGCUCAGGCAAUGAAGUGUACCAUAUCCGGCUCGGUGACAGCAAAUUCUUUGGGGAGUACGAUGGCAAGAGUUUCACCUACGCCUCCUUCCACGCACACAAGAAGUAUGGUGUGUGCCUGAUCGGGGUGAAGAGGGAAGACAACAAAAGCAUACUGCUGAACCCGGGUCCCCGGCACAUCAUGGCUGCCUCCGACACCUGCUACUACAUCAACAUCACCAAGGAGGAGAACUCCGCCUUCAUCUUCAAGCAGGAGGAGAAACACAAGAGGAAGGGGCUGUCCUCGGGCAGGGCCUUUGAGGGCCCCUCCCGCCUCCCUGUCCACAGCAUCAUUGCCAGCAUGGUUGAUCAGUCCACUGCUUAUGGGACGGUGGCCAUGGAUCUGCAGAACACGAACCCGCCAGACAGCGACGGCAGCAAGCUGGCGCUGCCCGCCGAGAACGGCGCCGGGAGCCGGCGUCCCAGCAUCGCCCCCGUCCUGGAGAUUGCUGACUCCGCCGCCAUCCUGCCCUGCGAUCUCCUCGGUGACCAGUCAGAGGACGAGGCCACCCAGUCAGACGACGAGGGCUCGUGUGCCUCGGAGUAUGUGAAAGGAUAUCCUCCUAAUUCCCCCUACAUUGGGAGUUCCCCCACCCUCUGCCACCUGUUACCUGAGAAAGCGCCAUUCUGCUGCCUACGGCUGGACAAGGGCUGCAAGCACAACAGCUUCGAAGACGCCAAAGCAUACGGUUUUAAGAAUAAGCUGAUCAUUGUCUCUGCUGAGACAGCGGGGAAUGGGCUGUACAAUUUCAUCGUUCCUCUUCGUGCCUACUACCGCCCCCGAAAAGAACUGAACCCCAUUGUCCUGCUCCUGGACAACCCGCCAGACAACCACUUCCUGGAAGCCAUCUGUUGUUUUCCCAUGGUUUACUUCAUGGCUGGAACCAUUGACAACUUGGACAACCUGCUGCAGUGUGGGAUCAUCUACGCUGACAACCUGGUGGUAGUGGACAAGGAGAGCACCAUGAGUGCGGAGGAGGACUACAUGGCCGAUGCCAAAACCAUCGUCAAUGUCCAGACCAUGUUCAGGCUGUUUCCCAGUCUAAGCAUCAUCACUGAGCUCACCCAUCCGUCCAACAUGAGGUUUAUGCAAUUCCGAGCAAAGGACUGCUACUCCCUGGCUCUAUCCAAACUGGAGAAGAAGGAACGUGACAAGGGCUCGAACCUGGCCUUCAUGUUUCGCCUCCCGUUCGCCGCCGGCAGGGUAUUCAGCAUCAGCAUGCUCGACACGCUCCUGUACCAGUCAUUUGUGAAGGACUACAUGAUUCCUAUCGCGAGGCUUCUUUUGGGCUUGGACACCACACCUGGGUCAGGCUACCUGUGUGCGAUGAAGGUGACUGAGGAUGAACUGUGGAUCCGCACCUAUGGGAGGCUGUUCCAGAAGCUCUGCUCCUCCAGCGCCGAAAUACCCAUCGGGAUCUACCGUACUGAGUCACACAUGUUCACCUCGUCGGAGUCCCAGAUCUCCAUAAAUGUGGAGGAGUGUGAGGACACCAAGGACCGACGGGAGUCGUGGAAGGAGAAGAGCGCCCACCGCAACUCCACGGGCAGCGAUCAGUCGGAGCACCCGCUGCUGAGGAAGAAGAGCUUACAGUGGGCGCGACGCCUGAGCAGGAAGAACACCAAGCCUGCUACCCGGGCCGAGCGGAUCACCCAGCAGCGCCUAAACCUGUACCGCCGCUCCGAGAGGCAGGAGCUGUCCGAGCUCGUCAAGAACCGCAUGAAGCAUCUCGGCCUGCCCACCACUGGAUACGAGGACGUAGCUAAUUUAACUGCAAGCGAUGUGAUGAAUCGGGUAAACCUAGGAUACCUACAAGUGGCGCACACAGACGAAAUGAAUGACCACCAGAACACACUGUCCUACGUCCUGAUCAACCCCUCCCCAGACACCAGGCUGGAGCUCAACGAUAUUGUAUACCUGAUACGCUCAGACCCGUUGGCUCACGUACCCAAUGACCCCCCAGCGAGGGCAAGCUGCUUGAGGAUGAGGCAGGAGCUGGGAGCAGAGACCCGGGACGAGACCCAGCUCUGAGCUAUGUCCCUGCCCCUUGCCCCUGCACGUGCCCCCCUACAUCGCCCUCCCGUGCCUGGCCCGACAACGGGCAAACCACCAAAAACAGAGUCCGCCCGCGUGGUGCCAAGAGCAUCUCACGAUCGCAGGAACCACCGGCAAUGCAUGCAGCUCCUCCUGUGCUGGAGGCAGGGGGCAGUGCCUGUGAGAGGGGCAGGGCCAGCGGUAGGGAUGUGGAACCAGAGGGGAGAGCUCGCCAAAGCAGCACAAGUCUGGACGUUGAACUCGGGAAUGUCCUCAUUGUCCUUCCAUCCGAAAAGAGCCCCUUGAACCCCCACUACCCCUCAAUGAAAACAGAAGUUUCCUGUGUGCUGUUCUCAUCACCAUUCUAGAUACUGAAAGUUUAUGGAGUGCUGGCCGUGUGCAGCUGCCCCAUGCCCCUCUCUUUCAGUCACCAGUGCUCUCCAAGAACCCCUGGAACAGAUCACCCGUUGACAGCAUGUGGUGCAGAAUGCCUUGUGACCUCGUCAUACCUGCUGGGUUCAGCACAGCCAAACAAUGGCUAUAGUCUUGUGAAACAGAAAAGGCCUAUGAUGCCACUGUUCCUCCUGUCCUUGUCGGACAGACGAAUCUCACGGACGCGCUCAAGUUCUGAAUAGAUGAUGCACUGUGGAGCAUCCAUCCUCUUGAAUUUGGCCUUACUCAGGGUUCUCCCAGGAAAGCAUCAUGCAACGUAAAAGGUCCACUGACUUGAGCAGAUUAUGACCCCUUGAGUUUACGUUCCUUCCUACAUUUAUCCUAAGGAAACUCGUUUCGUUAUGGUUUUGUGGUCCUAUUCAUUUUUGCUGGCAUAUCUACAUUAUCUCACACGGGAAGAUGUAUUGCACAUAACACACUGCCAGCUACCCACCACAUCAUAACCAAGGUAGCACAGUUACACUGCAUUUGUUCAUGAACAGUUCAUACCCUCAACUUUGGUUCAGUUUAUCGCAUAUUCUGUUUCCACACAUGACAUUCAUAUCUACUUGCAUAGUAUCACAUAUUUUACAAUGAUGCCUAUGAAAGGGACCCCUACCAGAGAUGGGGACAUGUUUACUGAUAAGUACUGACUACUUGCUGGAAUGUUGCAAUUUUACAGCUGUGUGUAAAUGGCACCUCAGAGGUUGUUUCCUCUCCUCUACUGCAUUUCUAUUGCACUCCAUCAUAUAGAGCUGUCAAUUUUUUGCAUUGGAAGUCUGACAAAACAUGAACGUUUAUAUGAUGUCACUGUUUCGAUGCUGUAAAACUUAAUGCCUGUUGUUGGUAAUCUUGGUUUACUGAUUUAGGGUAUGAAGUUCUCUUAGAUUUGAAAAAGGAAGAACUACCACAUUCCACUCUUUUGUUUAUUGCUAUGAAAAUACUAAUUUUUCUGUAUAUUUUUCUAUGUUGUAAAUGCAAGAUAAUUAGUGGUAACGUUUUUGAAUCUUUGUACUCCAUCUCUUGGGGUAGCUCUGGCUCUUGUAGGGUGAAAUCUUGGUUUCUGAUCUCUGGUAGAACAUACAGAAGUAGACAUUGUGUAAGCUGUGUUAUUUUGACAUUUGGAGAAUUUAGCUUACCUGAUUGUGAUCUGUUGGGUGAUACUUUUCAAUACAUGUCAUUAGCACUUUAUGAUCGUUGCUGUUUAGCAUUUUAUCAUUACAUAACUGAAGGAAUGGCUGUGUUUUCUGCUGAGGGGUGGUGAGUGAGUGCACUAAUUUGUGUAUAUUGAGUGUGUGACAAUGGGUCUUCAGAAUCAGAAAGUAGCAGCAAAGCUUCCUUUGAUGAAGGUAUGAGCCUUUAGGAAUACCAGACUAAAUACUCUUUAUGGUAUUUUCAUUCUGACAGUGAAGCAGCGCCAGGUUGUUCUGGACAACACAGCCUACAGUAUUGUUUGGGGGUAAGCUGAUGCCAAGGGAAAUUAUAUGUGGAGUUAUACAUUACAGAAAUGGCACAAAAAAUUAGGAAAAUGGUGACUAUCAGAUUGAAAAAGCCUGAUUGAAGAUAGAGAGGAGGGAUUACAGUUCUUAUUCACGUCUUAAUUUUUGUGACUCUCAAAUCAGUCUCUUGCUUGGGAAUAGAUACUUGAAAGAUUUGUUCUUGUGUUACAGUCAUCACAUUUGCUACACAUAAUGUAUACUUUAUGGGCAAUUUUUAGUGAUCUCCUGGUGUUCUCCUGGUGGUCAU